CCAAAGUUCCUACUUCCCCUUCUCCUCUUGGUUCUGGAAGCCUUUGCACUCUGCACAUCUCUUCUUUCUCUUUUCACUGUUCUUUCUUGGGCUUUUCUCCAUUUUUCAGUGCUGAUCCUAGUUGUCAGCUUCUUCCUCCCCUCCUUUUUGCUUCUUAGUUCUGGAAUUUUCCUCCACCUGCACUCUGCACCUCUUCUUUCUCUUUCCAGUGUUGUUGUUGUUGUUUUUUUUUUUUUUAAUUUUUCAGUUUGGGUUUGCAAUUUCUUCUUCCUGGUUCCUGCAUAAUCUCUUCAGUUGUGAUAAAAUUGUGUCUUUUUGAAUUCUGGGGAAAGUUAUACAAUAUCCCAUAUCCUUGUUAGUGUCAAGUCGUGUCGACUGCGGCGCCGAAAAUGGCGAGUCCGAGAAAUACUGACUCUGAAAGUACGCUCGCAGGGUCUGAAGGAAGAAGUCAGGGGGAACCAUUGCCCUCAAUUCCUGGGUUUGUUUCAGGAAUUUCUCAUCAGGGAAAGGAUUAUUCUGCUCCAGUGCCCUCAACUGAUAGCGAUGCUCUUUUGAACACUGUGAAGGAGACUGAUUAUUCAGCUGCAGUGCCUUCCAAUGAAGAUGAUGAGUUUGAGAAAUGGCAGAGAGAGGUUGGAGAGGCAGAGGCGGAUAUUGGUGAUGGGUUCGGGGUUGAUUAUCAGGAUAGGCCUCUAACACCACCAGAAGGUGAAGAAGAAUUCACUGAUGAUGACGGGACUAGGUACAAGUGGGAUAGAAGUCUGCGAGUAUGGGUUCCUGAGGAUAACUCAUCAAGCAAAUAUGAGCACUAUGGAGUAGAAGAGAUGACAUUCUUGCAAGAAGAGGAAGUUUUUUCAACUGUAAGUGCUACUGUUGCUGCUGAUCUUACUGAUGCUGCUGAUGCCUCUGUUAGAGAAGAAGUUAAUGGCAGUGGGGAGCAAACUGAAGCAGGUUCUAAUGCCAAGAGAAAAUUGUUGGAAAAGAAAGUUGAGAAGAAGGAACCUAAUAAACCUCCUGAUUCUUGGUUUGAAUUGAAAGUCAAUACAAAUGUCUAUGUGACUGGAUUGCCUGAUGAUGUAACUGCAGAAGAAUUGGUUGAGGUGUUUUCCAAGUGCGGGAUAAUCAAAGAGGACCCUGAAACAAAAAGACCUCGUGUGAAGAUCUAUGUUGACAAGGAGACAGGAAGGAAAAAGGGGGAUGCACUUGUCACUUAUCUGAAGGAGCCUUCUGUUGCUUUGGCUAUGCAAAUUUUGGAUGGGACACCUUUACGUCUCGGUGGCAAGAUCCCUAUGUCAGUCACCCAAGCUAAAUUUGAGCAGAAAGGGGAGAAAUUUAUAGCCAAACAAGUGGACAACAGGAAAAAAAAGAAAUUGAAGAAAGUUGAGGAUAAGAUACUCGGCUGGGGUGGUCGUGAUGAUGCAAAGGUGACAAUUCCAGCGACUGUUGUCCUACGUAACAUGUUUACUCCUGCUGAAAUGAGGGCAGAUGAAAAUUUACGUUCCGAGCUGGAGGAGGAUGUUAAAGGGGAAUGUGUGAAGCUUGGUCCAGUGGACUCAGUCAAGGUUUGUGAGAACAAUCCACAAGGUGUUGUUUUGGUAAAAUAUAAGGAUAGGAAGGAUGCUCAAAAGUGCAUAGAGUUGAUGAAUGGACGAUGGUUUGGUGGGCGACAGGUCCAUGCAAGUGAAGAUGAUGGAGUGGUUAAUCAUGUUUUGGUGCGGGAUUUAAACGAGGAUGCUGUCCGAUUGGAGCAAUUCGGUGCUGAACUUGAAGCUGAGUGAGUUUAGUCAGACCACUCAAAUGCGUUGAUGCUGGAACUGGCUUAAUUUUGUAUUCUUAAACUAGUGGCUGUGCAUAAAAUGAUUAUUCAGAUUUGAUGUUGGGGAUAUUUCUUUUCUAUGUUUCAGUUGAAGGUUCAGAUAACUACUGAUUAUUCCUUUUUCCUUUCUUUUAAUAGCAUAGCAACAUAGCUCAUUACUAGUCUA
This is a messenger RNA of Theobroma umbraticum, 1982 nucleotides long. RefSeq names its product RNA binding (RRM/RBD/RNP motifs) family protein (gene ELF9). Gene Ontology annotation, cellular component: U2 snRNP; U2-type spliceosomal complex. Lineage: Eukaryota; Viridiplantae; Streptophyta; Magnoliopsida; Malvales; Malvaceae. The record is from RefSeq and is a predicted model, not a curated record. Gene Ontology annotation, molecular function: RNA binding. Gene Ontology annotation, biological process: mRNA splicing, via spliceosome.